Messenger RNA from Penicillium canescens, 1215 nucleotides. RefSeq lists its product as uncharacterized. The transcript is spliced from 5 exons. Lineage: Eukaryota; Fungi; Ascomycota; Eurotiomycetes; Eurotiales; Aspergillaceae. Gene Ontology annotation, biological process: transmembrane transport. The record is from RefSeq and is a predicted model, not a curated record. Gene Ontology annotation, molecular function: transmembrane transporter activity. The coding region runs from base 1 to 1215 and encodes 404 amino acids.
AUGUUGAUCAUCGCGCGAGCAAUAGCGGGCCUAGGGUCAGCCGGACUGAAUAGUGGGGCCUUAACUAUACUUUCAGCUUCGGUUCCUUUACAAAAGUCCCCGGUCUCUCAACUCGGCCAUGUCAUUGGUCCCCUACUUGGCGGUGCAUUGACGGAGUAUACAACUUGGAGAUGGUGCUUUUAUAUUAAUCUUCCUAUUGGUGUUAUUGCUGUUUUACUUACGGUCUUCAUUCAUAUACCCGACCAUGCUACCAAGGUACCACGCAAAUCGGCAGCCCAGACCAUUUUCCACAUGCUUGAUCUCGUUGGUUUUGCUCUAUUUGCUGCAGCUUCCAUUCAACUUCUCCUUGCACUUGAUUACGGUGGAAGCAAAUAUAGCUGGAGUAGUGCGACUGUCGUCGGGCUUUUCUGCGGCGCUGGCGGUGCAUUCAUCACUUUCCUACUCUGGGAGCAUCACAAAGGAGAUAGCGCUAUGAUUCCUCUGUCGAUGGUCUCCAAGCGGAUUGUUUGGUCAAGCUGUCUAAUGUUAAUGAGCCUCUUUGGCAUGACUAUCUCUGAGUCAUAUUAUCUUCCAAUUUACUUCCAGGCUAUCAGGGAUAACUCUCCCUUGAUGAGCGGAGUGUAUAUGCUGCCUAGUAUCCUGUCACAAUUGGUGUUUGCAAUCUUGUCCGGAGUAUCAAUUGAAAAACUUGGAUACUAUUGGCCAUGGGGAAUUUUCAGUGCAGUGGUUACCUCUAUCGGCAAUGGUUUGAUGUCGACCUGGAAGCCAGACACACCCACCGCGAAAUGGGUCGGAGAACAGAUCUUAGUUGGGGUUGGCAGAGGUGCAGGCUUUCAAUUGCCUAUCAUCGCAGUCCAAAAUACACUCCCGCCUAGCCAAAUACCAGUUGCAAUGGCUGUUCUCAUGUUUUCUCAAACACUUUCAGGUGCGGUGUGGCUUACAAUUGCGGAUUCAAUUUUCUCAAGUGGGCUCAAGACUUUGGUGUCCAAAUACGCGCCUGAUGUGAAUCCUAAAACGAUUAUCGACAGCGGCGCGGGUGGCAUUCGGAACGUCGUAUCAGGUCAAGAUCUGAUUGGCGUUUUAAAAGCUUAUUCUGAAAGCAUGAAUCAAGUCUUUUACAUGACCGCUGCGCUUGGGGGAUGCUGUAUUCUGUUUGUUCCUGGGAUGGGAUGGAAAGAUAUUCGGAACAAGGCCUCUUCCCCAGGACAAGCUUAG